UGUGUACGAUUAGACUUUGUAAGACAUCAUGGAGCCAAGUGCACCAGCCGUGCUGCUGGUGGCUUUACUGGGGACAGCAUCAGCUAUCAGCUUUUAUGGAGACAGUGUCAGUUUCAUGCCUGUGAAGAAGAAUAAGGACGGCACAUUUAGGGUGUCCUUCAGUCACAGACAGAACGGCAGGAGCAGCUGCUCAGAUGAGCAGUCCCUCAACUGUGAGAGUGGGGUCUGCACGACGUUUGAUCAGUCACGUGUCCUGCAGACAGACCAGAAUGCCAAAGGUGACAGCACGUGGUGCCAGACUGAGGGAUUCACGACAGCCACUGUCUCAACCAAUGAGAAAUACUUUAAUCUGAGUGGCUCGGGCUGCUGCUGGGCGCCAAAUGUCGGUGGGAGAACAAACUGGACGACUCAUGCUGAGUUGGACUUGGGAACUCGCUCCGACUCACACACUCUCAACGUCUGUCCUGUGACAACAACAGUGUCGUCUCUCAGAGUGCCUCAGAACUGUUUUUCAGUGAUUCGUCUUCUGGCUCAUGAUCCAGACAGCGAUGACGUCAAGUGCACCCUCAGUGCCGGAGCUUCACUUCCCUCAAACUUCAGUCUGGACGUGGCGGAGUGCAUGCUGACAAGUGCAGGUGAAGUCGGUGUUGGCGUCCACAUUUUCGAGCUGAUGCUGGAGGACUUUCCCACCCAAAACAUCACAGUGACCUAUGAUAAUGGAAUGUCGGUGUUUCAUGAGGCUUCGGACAUGAACUCGCCGCCUCUCUGCAAAGUGAAGCUUCAGUUCCUUGUGGAAAUCCUGCCUCCAAUACCACAAUGUGAAAUGGGUCACGUGCAGCCCAUGUUCUUGUCUGGGACUCCAUCACACGGGGAUGUUCUCCAUGCCACUGUGGGGCAGCCAUUCAACCUUCGUGCUCAAGCACAGGCUCAUCACAGCAGCAUAAUGGACUUCCAGGUGAGCGGCCCACAGAACAUGAGCAAAGUGUUCAUAAGUGGUGAACACGGAACAGCUGAUCUUACUGUGACGUGGACUCCACAAAAGCAAGACCUGUACGGCUCGAUUCCCUUCUGCUUCACCGCAGAGACGCCAGAAACCCAGUCAGAAAUGAGGUGUGUUGUUGUCUUGGUGACCCAAGCCUCCAUCCUUCAAGGCAAGGCCAUAGUUGAAUGUUCGCCCAACAAGAUGAUGGUGACCCUGGACAAAGCGUCUAUGCCUGGGAUUGACGACAAGUUCCUGAAGCUGAAUGACCCAUCGUGCUCUCUCACCGCCAAUGACACACACAUCAUGGGCAGCAUGUCGUUCAGCACCUGCGGCACAAAGCUUGAGGACAUUGGUGACUUCAUCGCAUUCACAAAUGAGAUCAACUCCUUUGAGCUGCCGAAUGAGAUUAUAACCCGUAGGAAGACGGUGAAGAUCGGCUUCUCCUGCCAGUUUCCCAAAACCAUCAGCGUCUCCAACUACUACAAUCUGCACAAGUCUGACUACAUUUUCACUGAGUCCAGCUUCGGGAGCUUUGUCUACACCUUUGACAUAUUUAAAGAUGCCAACUUUACAGAUAGGGUUGAGGCCAGCGCCUACCCAGUCGAGGUGAAGUUGCUGGAGACAGUCUAUAUGGGCAUUCAAGCACAGUCAGAGCUACCAAAUGUGAAGUUAUUUGUGGAAUCGUGCAAAGCUACUCCUGAUGACAACCCUGAAAACACCCGCUCCUAUGACCUCAUCAAGGACGGGUGUAUGAAAGAUGAAACGCUAAAGAUCCACCCAACUAAUGACACUGUGUUCAACUUUGAGAUUCAAGCGUUCAAAUUUACUGGAAUCGAUGAUCAGGUGUACAUCACCUGCUCUGUCAUUAUGUGCGAGUCUGGCAGUCCGUUUUCCAGAUGUGCCGAGGGCUGUCUCCCAACUCCGACCAGACGCAGGCGCAGACGAGGUACGAGCAAGGAGACAGACAGCCACACCAUUUCCCAGGGUCCUUUGCAGUUUGUUGGCCCGUCUGCGCCACACGACAACAGUGUGUUGCAAAGGAGUGACAAGCUUGAACCAGUGAGUCCUCCGCCAGUUCCUGAAAACACCAUGUCCAGGAACUCAGAGGGACAGUGGGGAGGGCAGAUCCUGGGAAGCCACAUCAGCACGAUCGUGUUUGCCAGCGCUUUCAUAGUGUCACUGCUGUUGAUGAUUGUGGCUCUUGUGUACAUCAGAAGGAUGCGAAACCAGGAAGAUCGCAAAGCUCUUAUAGUUUCAGUCUAUGAAAACUAAGCCCAACUCUUCUCUGAAAACUUUCACACACAUUUUGUUCAGUGCGUAGGAUUUAAUGGCGAUUUACUGAAACCCUGUAACCUUGCGUUUAAUAUGCGCAUGUGGAAUAAAAUCUAGUCUAUGGCCUUCAGGUGACAUAAAAACACACAGAAACCCUUUUCUUUUAGCUGGGGACACACCACAAGAUUUUUGACCUGAUUUUAUCACAGUUGGCCAGAGUCUGCACCAGUCAGCACUAUCUGUUAGUGUGUGAGGGGUAAAGACUCCAAUCAUUUUGGAAACAUUUGGGAAAGCACCUGGCCUUGAAAUUGGAUUGUUUACUAUUAAAGUACGUACAUAUCAUGUUACAUGCAGUAAGUGAUUUGUUCUUUUGCUAUGACAACUGUAACCUUAUUAGGAAAUCCCCUUUAGUUCAGCCUGUGUUCCUGGUGUUGAGUCACAGCUAUCGAUAUAAAGAGCUGAUUCUACGGUAAGGAAAACACAUUGAUUCUACUUCAUGUGUAUUCAAAUAAUAUAACAUCCACAUGAAUAUCAACUAUCAACUCAUCGAAAUCCUACACACUGGACCUUGAAAAAAAAUGGGAUCUUUUAUCACUUUGAUACUUUCCUGAACACAGAGUAUAUAUAUUGAUUCUCUACUUCUGAUCAUACUGCCCAUUAAAGUUGGCUUUCUAAUGCACACUGAUCAGAGAUUGUACAUUUUAUGUGGGGAAGUUAAGUACGAAGUGAUUAUAGCGCAUGGUCAGGUGGUGGUAGGGGGGCCUAAGAUGUAUUCCAGGAGUGGCUUUCAUGUCGUAUUCAUUGCUGUCAUUCUCUGUCAGGGAAACAUGUUCUUGAAAAAGCAACCAGACGUUUUUUGAGCUCCUGUGGUUUCCGUUUCUGACUUCACUGUUCCCGUCUGUGGCUAGUUGUAGUGACUUAUAUCAUCUCCACCGAAAACCAAAUUCCACCUUUUCUGGUUGUACAGCAGGAGUGUAAUACUGCUGUCAUCUUCAGUCCAACGUUACACUUGAAUUUGCACUUCUCACAGUACCACAGACUUAGUAUCAAAAUGGACUUGGCCAAUGUAGGAGUACCUAAAACCUGUAUUCUCUUGAAUGUCCAUUAGGGGGCGACUCCACUGGUGACUCCACACCACUUAGUCUAGGAGAAAAGGUUUUGAUGUUUUGAGGAGUUUAUGGACGGUCAAUUGACGGUUUGGGGUCUUCUUCAACACAACAUGUUGAUUUUUAGAUAAUGGUCACAAUUGGAAACUGAAACAUAGACCACAAAGCAGGGAAAGCUUUAGGGUGUGCCUGUGGUUAUGAGCUAGUACCAUCCAAGAGGUGAAUGAUAACUAUCAUCCAUCCAUCUUCUCCACAUGAGGGUCAUUAGGGGUCGCUGGUGCCAAUCCCAGCUGACAUAGGACAAAGUCCAUCACAGGGCCUGAUAACUAUCAUACCUAUUACAGAUCAGUGUACCAAGCAAAAGAAUUUUAAGGUGAAAAACUUCAGAAAUUUCCCACUUUCACAUUUAUGCUUUUAAUCUCAAACAGUUCACCAUCCAUGCCUGUUCUUCCCAGCGACACCGUUUUUGUCUUGUUUUUGUGGAUUUAACACUUUGUAGCCAUUGCGUGACAACAACAGUGACUCUUGUCAUCAAAUCAGCCUGAGACAGAGCACGAGGUAUUUGGCGAGGGCCAGUCAAGGAUUAAAAUGAUGGCUAUGCGUAAAUUCUUUGUUUGUGUGACCAUAAUCUUGUUACUUAUUGUGUGGCGUUAUUCUCCCAUGAUGAAGGCAUGUCUAACUAUUUGGGUGUGACAGAUAUGGAUCCUUUGUCUCGCAUCUCAACAACUUGUGUAAUUGAAACUGAAAAUACAAGUGCAAAUUGCCAUAUCAUUGUUAGCUUAUUAAUAGAGUAUGUCGUGGUGAGAGAAGUAGGGCUAUAUAGCAGAUUUGUAUUCACAAUAAAUGGGGAAAUUGAUAUGAUAUUGCUAUUCACUUGAAGUCUGAAACACAUAAUAAUAAAUCAUCUUGUGUAUGUUU
Messenger RNA from Solea senegalensis (Senegalese sole), 4278 nucleotides. RefSeq lists its product as uncharacterized. Bases 29 to 2254 code for a protein of 741 amino acids. Lineage: Eukaryota; Metazoa; Chordata; Actinopteri; Pleuronectiformes; Soleidae. The record is from RefSeq and is a predicted model, not a curated record. The transcript is spliced from 13 exons.